AUGCAAGUCGGAUGCAAGGCCGAGAAGAAAAGAAAAAACAACGUCAUCGCCAUCGCCAUCAGAGGGAAAGGCUUUGGCAGCUUUGCGCGCGCUGCGGCGUGGUGGCCUAUGAACGCGGCUCAUGCGGCACGCAGAGAAUACAACCUGGUUAACCACCGCCCACGGUCCUUGGCUGACCCCGGUUUCUCCAUGACGCUUAUGCGGGCGCUUCACUGGAACAUCGCAGCUGUGCUGGCACUUAAGGAGCUGUCGCCCGGCGACGGCAGGAAUGAGGGUGCAGGCAGUACUCAGAGUACGGCGGCGGGACAGAAGAUGCGCAUGACCUGGAGGGCCUCCGAAAGCUCCCGCAAGGUGCAGCAGCGCCAAUCAAGCCGGCCACGCGCCCAUACCGCGGCGCAUGUGCUGCUCUCUGCGUCUGUCAGUGUCCCCUUACCGUACCGUAUCGUACCGGUCACCGGGUGCGUGGCGGCCGUGGCCAGGGCGCUCGCAGCCAAAUGGCCGGCGCAGACCGACAAGACAGACAGCCGCCUGCCUGCCUUAUCAGCCAGCUCCUGCCUAGCGCGUCGCAUCGCAUCUCGUCGCAUCGCAUUCGCUCUUGCUCCCUACGUUGCUGCCAAACAAAACGACCCUCGUGUCAGCCAGAAUAUCAACCAAAAGAAGUCGCGCAUCCGUGACGUGAGUCCUUUCUUCGCCGUCCUCCAUCCUACUACUAUUUUCAUCGCGUUUUCCAUCGCUUUCUUUGUUUCCCACCUCCCCUUUCGUCUCAUCGCCUCCCCCUAA
Talaromyces rugulosus is the source of this 780-nucleotide messenger RNA. RefSeq lists its product as uncharacterized. The coding region runs from base 1 to 780 and encodes 259 amino acids. NCBI's taxonomy places the organism in Eukaryota, Fungi, Ascomycota, Eurotiomycetes, Eurotiales, Trichocomaceae. The transcript has 4 exons. The record is from RefSeq and is a predicted model, not a curated record.